Molecule: messenger RNA, 4144 nt
Organism: Branchiostoma belcheri (Belcher's lancelet)
Lineage: Eukaryota; Metazoa; Chordata; Leptocardii; Amphioxiformes; Branchiostomatidae
Exons: 23
Coding region: 28-4023 (1331 amino acids)
Molecular function (GO): protein binding
Source: RefSeq, a predicted model, not a curated record
GGUCCGGAUGUAGAUCAGAACUACGACAUGGCGGGACUUGGAGAUCAAAAUCUGACUUCAGAAGGAACCCAGACUAAGGCUGGAAGUUCUACUGACGGCCACAUAGAGAACAAAAAGGCAGUUCCUGCAUUUCUGGCAGCAGCAGCGAAAGAAAUAGGAGGAAAAGUCGUCAGCCAGCUUGGCGACAGGAUCGCGGACGGUGUAGUGGAGAACCACCAGGAGAAGGUGGUGAGCGGUCUGCAGGACUACCUGGGGAAACAGAUGGACAAGUUCGACGAUGAGUACAAAGAACUGCUGAAGGACACCAGUGGGCUGGCAGCGGGUUUGAAUCGGCCGGUAGAGGAGGCGGACAUCCAGCUUGUUCCUAGACCAGGAGCCACGAUGGGUAACAUGUAUGCACCACCAGGCUGGGAGAUCCGACAUAAGUACAAGUACAAGGAAGACAGAGAUGAAGAAACGGUCAGUUCCGGCGGACAGGCAUCAGCCUACACCUACCCAGCCGGACUAGGACCAGUUCUGAUGAACGGCUGCUUCGGGACAGGCUAUAAGAAUGGAGACCCCUGCUGGGAGGCCAAAAUACCACAAAAAGGCUGUCCUAAUCUGAUCGACGGCGCAACCUACCUUGGCGUCGGGUUUGACGGAAGAGGCGUGUACUCGGCUGAGUCUAGGAAGAAAAGUGUCAUCCAGAGAUCAUGCAAAAACUUGCAAACAUACGGUAAAAACAAAGUACCUGACUCUAUGACCGUGCAAGGCAUAUACGACACAGAUGUAGAAUCCUACACCUUCAGCUCAACGGAAGAAUACAGGCAAUACCUUGCGGAGAAAUCGGCCGUCACUUCUGCCAGGGCCAUGUUCCAGGAAGAGAUCAACAAGGCUGCUGGACACGGAGCAGGGGGUGGACCGUUUGGACUCAUUGCCUGGGGAGGGAGUGGACACUCCAGUCAGAGUGGCACAUCCAGCCAAUCAUCAGGCUCCAGUGCCAGCUCCUCUGCCAGCGCUCAGCUGAGUGAGAAGCAGACACAAACGUUCAUGGCCAUGCUGGAGAUAAACAUAUUCAGAUAUGAGAUCUUCAUGGACGACGUGACGCCGGAACAGUUAAACGUGGGCUUCCUACGAGACUUCAUUUCCCUGCCUGAGUCCUACUUCUCUCCCGGUGCAGAAAUUAUCUUCCAAAACUUCUACCUUCGCUGGGGAACACACUACAUCAAGUCAGCCAAAUUUGGAGGCCAGCUGAAGAUUAUAAAAACAAAACAAGCUACACAGGACCUGUCGAUGUCUGAAUUCGCGACUAAAGCCGAGGCUGACUGGAAGAUGACCCUCAGCACCUUCUCAGCGCAGACGUCACAGACCAAGUCCAGUAGCUGGUUUCACGAGCACGAGUCUAAGACUGAAUCACAUGAGUCUACUGGACAAGCAGCUUCUGAUUCUGAAUCACAGGCCAACAGACAGGAAGAGAAGCAAGCAUCAGCCCAGGAGUACAGUAACGAGGUUCUGGUGGUUCAAGGCGGAGACCAGAAGAUCGCCGCUGUCAUCACGGAGUUGUACACGACAGCCCUAACAACAGAGCUGAAGGACUGGUUAGAGUCCAUUAACGACUACCCCAAACCCUUCUCCUUCGUGUUAAGGCUGGUCUCAGAUCUACUAAACAUCCCAUUCGUCUCGCUCUUCCCUGCAGGAGAUGUGGACUAUGGUUGCCUCGGUAGGAGGGAUCUUCAGACGGAAGUGGGAACUGGCCGAAAGUAUUACACGCAAAAUACAGUAAAACCGGAUGUUGGCAACAAUGGAUCUAAAAAUGGAAGUGAACCGGUAACGGUUACUGAGAUCCGUUAUUGUAAUUUUGAAAACCGUAAAGCCCUUGAAGACAGCAUGACGAAGAGGAGGCUGGCACUUCAACGUGCUGUUACAGUGUACCUAGAAGAGGGUCGUAUCCUGAGUUCGGACUUCCUCCUGCCCGCUGGAGAGGCAGGUUGUGAAACCGCCAUGUUGGCGUUCCUUCAGGAAGACAACACCGGCGUGCCCACAUGGAAAGACAUGACCGGAGGAAAGGAGUUCACGGUCGUGUUUGACAUGCCGUAUGACAUCCCGGGGAUUCUUCGGGCUCAAGACGUGCUGACACUUAAGUUCUAUCGUCACAAGUGGUUCUCUACCAGGAAAGGGUCUGUACCACAUCUGUAUGAUGGCUACAAAAACGGGGGAAGCGAGGACGACCAGGCGAAAAAGGUCAGCGUCCAGGGGCUUGUCAUGACGUAUGAUGAGGGAACAGGUGUCUUUACGGUGACGGAGGACGACUUUAAUGCCUCAGUUACACUACUGACAGACUUACCAGACUGGGUAAAAGGCCGUGACGUCGCCAGAGCUGAGUACAAACAACUACUCAACCACUUAAGCCAGAAGAGUGACACAGUUGGAGACGUACCGUGUAGCAUCCAAUGGACUAACGCGCAUCGCUUUGAUCCGACCGAUGGAGGAAAGUGCAUCCACUUCACUGCAGCAUCAGAAGGCGACAUCUUUGUUGUGUUUGCCAGCAUCCCGCAAAACCAUGAGACAUGGAUAUAUGUACAGAUCACACCUGAGGGAGUGGCACUGUAUAAGGCACUGCGGCUAAAAACCACCCAGCUGAAUGACAAUGCCGGCGGUCUGGGUUCGGCAACCCUGUACCAGUCGUACUUUGUCUGUGUGACUGAAGAUGUGGACGACACGACAACAGUCAUUCAAUUCGGCAAGACGCCUGACAACGAGGAGCGUCCCCACGUCUGGUUGAGUUUUAAAUUCAACGAGUUGGCGUCCCUUCGGUACUAUUCCUUCGGCAGUGGGGAGUCUCCUGUCAAGGUGAUGGGACUGUCACUGCUGGACAAGCCGGCAAAGGACUUCAUCAUCUGCCGGGAAGGGACGGAGUUGAUCAACGGGGUCUGUCAACAAAAAUGUCACUCCGAGUGCAACGGAUGCCGCACAAGUGGAUCCGACUCUCCAAAUGACUGCAUCGCCUGUAAACAUCUGAAGGUGUCCUACCCCUACAGAGAGGGACAGACUGGUGAUUUCGAAUGCGUCGCGCAGUGUCCACAGCACAUGAAAUCUGACACUGCUACAAAAGCAUGUUCAUGCAUUAAGAGAAUGAAAGAAACCCACCCUGAUGGUGUUGUGGACUGUGUGACGGAGUGCCCUCUGACACACUUUGAUGAUAACAACGUGUGCGAAAAAUGCAGCAGCCUUUGUAAAGAUGUCAGUAAUGAAGGGAAAAGGACCUGCUCCGGACCUGCUUCAACAGACUGUGACACCUGCAAGUAUCAACAUGAGGGACGCUGUGUAGAGGGAUGCAGACCUGGACAGAAAGCUGUGAAGGAUUGCUGUUUUCCAUUCACGUACGAAGGAAACACCUAUAAUGCCUGUACCAGCGUCGACCAUGACCGUCCCUGGUGUUAUUUAUCCGAUGGCUCCUGGAAAAACUGUGACGGAAAUUGCCAUUUUCCAUUUACGUACAAAGGAAAAACCUAUAAUGCCUGUGAUAGCGUCGACCUGGACCGUCCCUGGUGUUCGUUAACCACGGUCUACAAUGGCUACUGGAAAAACUGUGACGGAAAUUGCCAUUUUCCAUUUACAUACAAAGGAAAAACCUAUAAUGCCUGUACCAGCGUCGACCAGGACCGUCCCUGGUGUUCUUUAACCACGGUCUACAAUGGCUAUUGGAAAAACUGUGACGGAAAUUGCCGUUUUCCAUUUACGUACAAAGGAAAAACCUAUAAUGCCUGUGACAGCGUCGACCAUGACCGUCCCUGGUGUUCUUUAACCACGGUCUACAAUGGCUACUGGAAAAACUGUGACGGAAAUUGCCAUUUUCCAUUUACGUACAAAGGAAAAACCUAUAAUGCCUGUAACAUCGUCGACCAUGACCGUCCCUGGUGUUCUUUAACCAAGGUCUACAAUGGAUACUGGAAAAACUGUGACGGAAGUAAGUUCAUUAUCACGCUAAACCGUUUCCUUCUACAAUUUGCCAUUCUUGUUCUGUGUCUGACAUGGCCAAAAUAACCCAUGCAUGCUAAAUCCCUUUAUGUAACUUUUUCAUCAGGACCCCAAUGCUUACUCUCUCACUUGGCUUAUUGUUUAAAUUAGUGUACAAAAAUUGUCCAUGCAUUUAUUUACAUACCCC